Trichobilharzia regenti is the source of this 4066-nucleotide messenger RNA. Lineage: Eukaryota; Metazoa; Platyhelminthes; Trematoda; Strigeidida; Schistosomatidae. The record is from the annotation of a GenBank genome assembly.
UAAUGCUAUUUUAAAACCCGCCUCAGUAACGUGCAACACGUAUUAGAUUUCCCUCGGCGGAAAUCUACCAAUCACAGUGUGCAUAAGUGACCUUCAAGUGCUCACCCUCUCCGUAAGCGAUUUGCGCCGCUGUCCUCUAUCGUCGAGGUGUGCUCAUUUUAUAUACGUUGUCGGGAUGUGAUCUUAGCGAUAUUCUGCGUAGGUAUUUGGGAUUGCUCAUGUGUGAAAGUUUCUAUCGGUUCAAUUAACAUUGCUUGUAAGAAAAUAAAGGCUUUUUAUAUGCCUUACACACCUGUUUGCCACUAUUACCAGGCGGGUUGUUGCAGAAAUGGAGAUAUUUGCACUUUUGUACAUCCAAAAGUUCGUUGUCGUACUUUCGCUGCCGAUGGGUGGUGCCCCUAUGGGUACAACUGUCAUUUUUGGCAUGAUCCAUCCGUCAAACCAACUAAUGUUAGCUUGCUGAAAAAACCAUGUCAGUUCUUUGCAAAUAACCAGUGCAAAUACGGAGAUAAGUGUAGUUUCUCUCACGAUGUUGAUAAUCAUCAUGACAAUGGAGUUACGUUAGAAGAAUAUCGUGCUGCGAAAAAAUUAGCAGGACUGUCUAUCGGUAGUCAGUUUUCAGAGUCCGGGAAUGUUGUUACGCCAAAUGAAUAUCGCCCCGAAAGUAACGUUUCUGGAAUUUCAUCCCCAAUACUUAUUGAAUUAUCAAGUACAAAAAGGACUUUACUAUCUAAUUGCACGAGUAGUGAGAAUAUGGUACAUAAUGCUGCAUAUUCCUGCAUAAAACCUGGCUCUGCGAAAAUGCUUAGUCUCCAGAGUGCCUCAAAAGAGGAAGUCUAUUCGCUAAAUCAGUUUGAAAUUGAAUGGCUGAAGAAGCGCUUCCUUACAGAUAAAUUAUGUGAAGUGGAAUCGAGUAAGGACUAUCACAUAUUUUGCAUCAAGUUUUCUUCAAGUGAUCCAGACUGGGUUUAUGAUGUCCGUGAAAUUGUGUUGAAUAUAACCAUUCCAAAUAUGUAUCCAAAAGAACCAGUUCAGGUCAGAGUAUUAAUGCAAGGGCAUUUACCAAAUGUUUUGGUUGAACAUUUGAAUAAAUCCAUCGAGUCAUGGAUCAGAUGUAAACAUGAAUAUUUCGAACGAAUGAAACGAAUAGAACCGUAUCUUCGACCUUUAUUUUUUUGGCUUGAUCGUAAUCUGGAAGAAAUGUUCACUGAAGGCUUACGUAAAUAUAAAGCACUGUUGGAGAGUGGAGAAUUUGGUCAGAGCUUGAGUGCAGUAUCGACUAAAAAUAGUGAAUAUAAUAUAUGCCAGCGCCAAUACACAGAAAAUCAGAAGUGUAAAAGUACUUCAUCGUUGGUCGAUGAUAAUCUCAUUGGUUUAAUACCACCUGUUGUAUCUAGCAAACCAAUUAUAGACGAUGAACAAAUAAACCGAGACCUGAAUGUUAGCAAAAAGUCGCAAAUUAAAGAUAAUGCGGAAUUUUUUGAAAACAAUAAAGGCAUACUUAACAAAACUGGUAACUGUCUGUCAACUUAUUCAAAUUCAGAUAUAUUAAAAAAUGAAAGAAAUAAUCAUCUUAUCUGUGAUCGAGUCAAAAGCGAGACUUCUUUAAAGACUUCAUCACUGGACGAUUAUAGUCACACACAUUUUAUUCAUCCUAUAGUUCCAGCAGAAGAAAACUUGAGUGACGGUGAUGACGACGGAAGCGAUGACAUUUCAGUUGCUGAGAGUCUUUCAUCACACAAAGAUGAAGCUAAUUCACAAACUGAUGAUUUUGUAUUAAAAUCAACUGACAAUGAUGAAGGUGAUGUAGACCCUGAAAAUACUUACGCUUCAAUAAAUGAAAGCAAAAUAUUGUAUGCAAAUAUGUCCGAUUCUUCCAAAUUAACCACACCUGGUACGCAAAACCUAAUAAUGAGUGAUCUUAGACUAUUUGGUAAAGCAGGAACGUUUUUACAACGACGUCUGUCUGCUUCGCUACAUUGUACUCGUUGCAGGUUACCCUUCCAAUGGCUUUUUAGUUUCCACAGAGUACCGACUUCGAGUAACUUUAAUAGUCCUGAUAUGAUAAAUCGGUUUCUACGAUCACUUCCUCCCUAUUCAGCACACUGUGCACGUUGUCAGCAAAAAUUCACUUUACUUUUCCAAGCGAAUUUAGCCCAUGCAUUUGACAAAAAUGUUGGAACUUUAUAUUUAGAUGGUUGCAUUGCUGAUGAUGUCCCACCAAAACAGUCUGAUGGCAUUAUAUAUUGUACUGAGUGUUUCAGUUCUAUACGAAUUGUUAGUCUUGGAUUCGAUCAUCCCCAUACGCGGCGUUGUUUUAAGUGUCAUUCCAUAGUUGGACUAGAAUUUAGCAAAUUUUAUUUGGAAUUAAUAAAACAACCAAGUACUGGGAUUUCGAAAACAGGUGAACCUUUUGAGGACCAAAAGGCCUUUCGAAGACUGCGCCGUGCAUUGAAUACGGCUCAGAACGCACUUAUUCAAGAUGGUUCACCCUUACCGGCCUACGGUACUUGCAAACAUUAUCGCAAAAGCUAUCGGUGGCUGAGGUUUCCGUGUUGUGGACGUCUUGAGCCGUGUGAUGUUUGUCAUGACAACUCUGCCGUUGAUGGGCACGAAAUGGAACUGGCCACUCGUAUGAUCUGUGGUUUUUGUUCAAAAGAACAACCUUUUUCGGCUGUCAAACCGUGUAUAAGAUGUGGAAAAACAUUGUCAGGAUCUCGGUCAUCCCACUGGGAAGGAGGUAAAGGUUGUCGUAAUCGAGUAACAAUGUCACGAAAAGACUCCAAAAAAUACUCCCAAGUUGAUAAAGUACCGUCAAAAAAGAAAACCUCCAAGAGUUAACGAAGCUUGUUUUCAAGUACCACGGAUAAAUCCUCUGAACAGAGAUAAACUUUCGUAACAAUUCGAACCUUUCUAAAUUAACUGAAGUUGCGUGAACACAACACACACAAAAAAUAACUGCUUAACAUAUUUUCAAGAUUUCUUAAAAUAAGUGGAUUCAGAAUCUAUGCGUUCUCAUCAUAAAAUAAUGAUUAACAAUAAUGAUUACUUUGUUGCGUACAUUAACUUCUACUGAUUUUCAUACUUUAUCAAACUAUUUUCGUUUACGGAACACUCAGCUAUUAAGAUUAUUUACUAAAAUAAAGUAAAUUCUCAUUACAUUCUGAAUAUACCAUAUACUUACGUAUGUCGCUACUGCAUUUUGGUAUUCAAUUGUUUAUUGGAACUAACACUGUGUUUGCCAUCGGUUGUGGAACUAAUUUAUAUCAGUCAACAUUAAGUGUCAACUGUCUGUACCAAAAAUAAAGACAGAUAAGAGUAACUAGUUCCCUGUUGUUCGGAGCAAAUGACCACCGGCAUUUAUCUGUCUGUACUACUUCUAGCGUUGAAAAGGCUUGAAGUGGAACCUUCAGAUGAAGUUAUUUUGAUGAAGUGAAUAUAUCAUUGAAAAUAGCUUUAUUAACAAGUGUUUGCUUUUACUUUUAGGAACGUAGUGCUGCGCUUCAAUGUUUAUCUGUUACCACAUAAAUAUGUCGAGGCAAAAAACUUAACACCAAACAGUAAAAUAGUAAAAGAUUCGUAAAUAAUUUCUGAUGAUGAAAAUGAAUAAUAAUAUUUAUAAAUAUUCCACUGCACGCAACAGCUGGUCAACUAAAUUUACCGUCAGACAGACUUAGAGUAUUAUCCUAUGUAGUCGAAAUGGUUGUGCUUCAGUAUAAAUUGUUGAAAACGCAUACAACGAAGUUGCGAAUUAUUUUCAAGUCCAAAUAACCUCUCAAUACAAAUCAAAAUAAUGAGACACAUUCAUUAAAGUCUAGAAAAAUGGUUUAGAUCACUAAGAUAAGGCAGUUGUCACACAAAAUAUAAGGGAUUUCUUAGCACCUGCUAUUUACACAAGUAAUGUGGUUUCAGCGUCACUUUCAUGAACUCUAUGGUAGCUUAUUAAUAAUAAUGGCUUUAUUCUGAAAAGUGCGUUUAUUCACGAUACAGGAUUUUCAGCGAGUUUCGUUGCGAGGCACUUUGUCCUUGUGUAGAAUCUUGAAAUUAUAUAUUAACCGAUAAUAUA